Papaver somniferum (opium poppy) is the source of this 2135-nucleotide messenger RNA. Its product is annotated as protein RCC2-like. The record is from RefSeq and is a predicted model, not a curated record. Gene Ontology annotation, molecular function: DNA binding. Lineage: Eukaryota; Viridiplantae; Streptophyta; Magnoliopsida; Ranunculales; Papaveraceae. The transcript has 16 exons. The coding region runs from base 164 to 1813 and encodes 549 amino acids.
CUCAGAUCUAAGGUUUAAAGUUGUUUUCUUCCAUAAUCCAAUUAAAAACCCUAACUAUUUCCCGCCCUUUUUGCUUAACCAGUGAACCCAUUAAAAUUAGCCAUUACCUUCUACCAUUUUCUUCUCAUUUUUUUUCUUUCUCGUUAUACUUUUUUACAAAGAGAUGUGGGUUUUCUCUGAAGCUGAUGAUAACAUUCGUUAUGUUAAUAAAGAUGAAGAAAAGCUAAUCGAAGAAGAAGAAGAAGUUGAGAGAAAUGGAGAGUUAUUGUUCUGUGGUGGAACGAGUUGGGAUACCUUAACUAAUUAUGGACAUCCAGAUAAUACUUAUGGAAAUUUGAUUUCUCCUACUCGAUUAACACCUCUAAUUGGUGUUAACAUUCGUGAUGUUGCAGCUGGUUGCGCAUCUAGCCAUUGUGUUGCACUGGAUGUUGAAGGUCGUGUUUAUACGUGGGGAAAGAAUAAGAGGGGACAAUUGGGACAUGGCGAUAUGAUUAAUCGUGAUAGGCCGACAAUUGUAUCUGGACUAUCAGGACACAAAAUAAUCAAAGCAGGCGCUGGUAGAGCUCAUACGGUGGUGGUGACUAAUGACGGGAAGUCCUUCGCCUUUGGCUGGAAUAAGCAUGGACAAUGUGGAACAGGUUCAGCAAGGACUGAAUUUCAGCAGUCACCAGUUUCUAGUCAAGUUUCAGAAGUCACAAAUGUUGUCUGUGGAGGUGAUUUUACUGUGUGGCUGUCAUCUGUGGAGGGAUCGUCCAUAUUAACUGCAGGUCUUCCACAGUAUGGUCAACUAGGGCAUGGGACAGACAACGAGUACAAUACUAAAAGUAGCGCUGUGAACCUUGCGUAUGAAGCCCAACCUCAUCCAAAAGCAAUAGCCGCCUUUGCAGGGAAAAAAAUUGUCAAAGUUGCAUGUGGAACAAACCAUACAGUUGCUGUGGAUUCUGAGGGUGUUGUUUACACGUGGGGUUAUGGUGCCUAUGGAAGAUUGGGGCAUAGAGAGCCGAAAGAUGAAUGGACUCCUCGUGUUGUAGCUCUCUUCCAAAAGAAGAAUGUUCUACCUCCCAAUGCAAUUGUUGCUGCUGGUGCUCAUAAUUGUGCAGUCACUGCCGGUGGAGGGCAAUUAUACAUGUGGGGAAAAUUGAAGGUUACAGGCGAAGAUUGCAUGUAUCCGAAGCCUCUUCUAACUUUAAGCGGCUGGAAUAUUCGUUGCAUGGAUUCAGGCGCCACACACAAUUUUGUUGGUGCUGAAAAGUCGUGUAUAAGUUGGGGUGGUUCUCAGUAUGGAGAGCUUGGAUAUGGUCCCGAGGGACCUAAAUCUGCAACGAAUCCCAAAAAAGUUGAUGUCCUUGAGGGUAUGCAUGUAAUGAGUGUCGCCUGUGGUUCAUAUUAUUCAUUGGUGGUGGUUGAUAGAACAAAUGUCGGUGAUAAGCUUGAUCAGCUUGAUGUUUACGAGGGCAAACCUUUUGAAGAAGGGACUGCUGACGCCAAGGCUAAAAGUCCUGGACCAAAGAAAGGUGGUGCUGAAACUCCAUCCAAUAAAAGGAAGAAGUCUAAAGAUUUGUCAGAAUCUGCUGAACCCAAGGCUAUUUCUCCUGCACCUAAGAAAGGUGGAUCAGAUGAUGAUGAGAAUGGUCAUGUAGAAGAAAGAAAACGUGUUGGUGGUAAACAAGGCAGAGGUAAUGGUGCAAAGUCACCCGCAGCCGGAAAAGCCUCCGGACGUGGGCGAGGACGCCCUCCUUCUGCAGAAAAGAAAAGCACGCAGCCUCGUGGAGGAGGAUCUGGUGGAAAGAGAGGCAGGCCAAGAAAGUCAUGAGGCUCCUAUCUUUCCCAGCCCAAAAUUUUGCAUCUUCUCUGGAUUUUAACCCGAAAGAGAUGAGCAAUAACACUAACCAUAACGAAUUGUUCUGUUAGUCUCUUGACUUCAUUAGUUAAGCAGGGUUUAAUUUCCUUGGCUCUCCAAUUUGUCAUGCUGUUAGUGUUAGCUGCAGAAAAACAUACUCCAGUGCUUAAAAGUUCCUGCAGUAACCCAUCUACAUUUUAAAUGGAAGCUGGGAAGUGUUCACUUUUAUAUCCUACGUGGAAUUUCUUAUUGGUUGUAUCUAUUUUUUCCCAGAGACACUAGAGCUAAUAUUUAA